Molecule: messenger RNA, 567 nt
Organism: Gigantopelta aegis
Lineage: Eukaryota; Metazoa; Mollusca; Gastropoda; Neomphalida; Peltospiridae
Exons: 3
Coding region: 86-382 (98 amino acids)
Source: RefSeq, a predicted model, not a curated record
CAUUUGGGCAUAUCACUACUGGAACAUUGAAGAGAAUAUCGAGAAAUAUGCAAAGGAGGCUUUAACAUUAAUCAAAGAACUUAUCAUGGACGAAAUUACAAGAGAAUUUUCUCUAGCCAAAGUCCUGCAAGAGUCCAAAGUGACAGUCUAUGACCCUGUGCACGGUGAAAUCCAGUUCGACAUCUACCUACCCUUCCCAGUAAACUCACUUGAAACCAUGCCCAGGAUCGUUCCAUACCUGACCAGAACUGGGAAUUCCAUCACUAGAUACAUUCCAGACGUGGCAACCAUCAAGCAGUACUAUAACAAUUAUGUACCAACAAUCCUGUCGACAAAUAAUGCAAGCAGUUUUUAUCCGGGAAACUACUACAUUCAUUACUGAAGCAGCCUGGACCAGCCUACCCUAAAUCAUAUGGACAUCACAACGUGCAAACUUUAAAAAAAAGUGACAUUAUGAAAACCUGACCUUAUGAACAUUUGCUAUUUAUUGUUGACUCCAAAGAUUUAUUUUUAUCGUCUUAAUUUAUGGGCAUGUUAAAAACAAAUAAAACAAUUAUUUUAAGCAUU